CGGCGAUCCUAUGGUUUGCUCGCACCGGUUUCUCUUUAUUCUUUUCCCCUCCAUCACCAUGUUUUCUGGCUCUGACUUCUAAUCUGUCUUGCACGCUCAAAUUCCCGGGUUUACUAGGAAUUCUUACGUGGCCCUCUAUUCACUGCCCCGAAAUCUCCGAGCUUGAUGAAUGUUUCCCCUCCCCAUACGGGUAGCCAUUGCUUGUGAGGGGUUUCCAUUUCGGGAAACUCAUCUGAUCUAAGUUGUCGUACCUACUCAUUGAAUCACCCUCACUGCGUCGUUGUUGAUAUGUCAGAACUAUACUGUCCUAUUCCGCCCAGGGAUCAGGACAUCUACCGCUUCCGGCAGCAGUUUGGAGCGAACCUGGGAUCUACCUUUGUACUCGGUCCGCACGAUAAUACUGGCGAGUCAAAUGAAUUACAGUUACUGAAAACGUCAUUAGCAUCCACUGGACUCGAGCAAACAAGACAGAAGUGGGAAUCCCACUGGCACUCUGCAUUGACCGACGAUGACCUCGUCUGGCUCAAGGAUGUAGCGCAAUGCAGAACACUCCGUUUACCAUUGAGCUUCUACUCCCUCGGACCCCUGUUCUGUCGGGGAACAGCCUUUGAAGGGGAUCCAUCAGAGGUGUACCACCAUUGCUGGAGUACUGUGAAGCAUCUAAUCGAAAAAUGUUGGUUUCACGGUAUCGGAAUCCUCAUUGAUUUCCAGGCCAGCGCCAGCGGUAUAAACCUCUGUGCCAGUGCGAAAGAUCGGACAAUAGCUCGGGACUGCGUCGCUUUUCUUGCUCAAGAAAUAACCUUCCAUUCUAUGUCCGCGGUGGUCGGACUUUCAGUAUCCUCCGGAUGUGAACCUGCCCCUGACAUGUGCGAAUGCUACGACGAAAUCCUCAAGAUAGCCAAUGCCAUUGACGCAUGUUUGCCUGUAUACAUCGACGACAACCAAGCUCAAUGCAACAAACGAGUCUUCAAGGGCUGCGAAAGCGACAUCCCUCAGUUCAAGAGCGACAUCUCAAUCGGUAAAAUCCAAAUACCUAGCCAAAUGAUGCUACCCGAAACAGAGGUCCGAGAGAAGAUCAACAAAGCCAAAGCCGAACGAUCAGGAUUCCAGGAAAAGGUUUUGUCGCAAGUCUCGGAAUCUUGGGGCUCGAACGAACGUCAAAGCUUCGUCCAUGGCUGGAACCUGGGAUACGAUGAUGCGUUGCGCUUCUUUGGCGCUGCUGUUCAGGGCAUCUUGGCUCCGCGAAAAGGUGCAGACAAGAUCUAUGAUAUAGAGUUGUGGGUCCAGCAGCGCAAAAGAGAUAUAGACCCGGAGCAGCUCGGGGAGAAUUCUGCGGCAUGGGAGGAUGGUCUUCGGAGAGGUAUUCAAGAUUUUUACAACAUCAUCGGAAUUUGAGUCAGUUAAAAGGUAAUUAUCGGUCGGUAACUUAUAGAGAUGAGUCUUUAUAUAAGUCUUUGAUUAAACCGCAAUGAGCGCUAGAGAUGUCUGAGUCACUAGUAGUAUCGGAUGUUAUGCAUUGGCUUUCGGGGACCGUGACGGAAACAUAUUUUGCGAUCAAAGAAAACCUGUUUGUAUCAGACGUUGGGACUAGCUACUAUAUAGCACAUCAAAACGAAGCAGAGAGGGGCAUAUUCUUUCCCGAUUACAAGUUAUAUCAUACUGUAC
Molecule: messenger RNA, 1665 nt
Organism: Aspergillus welwitschiae
Lineage: Eukaryota; Fungi; Ascomycota; Eurotiomycetes; Eurotiales; Aspergillaceae
Exons: 3
Coding region: 289-1395 (368 amino acids)
Source: RefSeq, a predicted model, not a curated record